AUGGCCACUGCUCAGGGUAAAACAUGGGAUCAGGUUCUCGGUCUAUCUGGCGACUUCAACAACAUGAUCUUCGAUGGAGGUUUCGAAUACCACGGCCCCAAGAGUAUCGGCAAGUCUCUAUCGUUCACGCAGUGGUUCUUUCUGGCGUCGCUCAUUGGACUCGGUCAUGAACUUGCUGGCGCAUCAAAACUCUUCUACUACGUCGGUAGCACACUUGGCAUCACAGCUGAUGGCCAUCCCCUCAAUGUUCGAAUGCCCGUCGCUUCACUAUUUCGUCUUGACAGAGAUCGUCGAUCAUCUCAGGCAAUUCCAUGGGCUCGUAUGAGCCGGUUCCUACGGGGCAAUGGAAAUUGCAAUGUUCCCAUCAUUGGACUUGAGCUAUCGUGUGGUGAAUUGCCUUACGAAGACUCUACGGACACAAUUCACAAACUCGCGGCGAUGCGACUGGACGCAUGUGCACAUUCGAUUAUGAUAAAAGCGAUUUUUGACACGGUCUCUAACCUUACAAGCAAGGCGAACAAAUAUGUCGAGGGUCGUUCGACUAAGAAGUCUUUUGAUAUAGACAAGGAGUUCAUCACGGCCGUUGAGUCCUUGAUCAAGACGUUCGACAGCGUUGCCAAUCAAGCGUUGGAGUGGGCGGGAGAUUAUGACAGGAUCUACCAAAAGAAAUAUAUGAGCGAUGAACCCGAUCUUACGAAUCAUGCUUUCGAACUGCGGAAAGCAGCGCCUUCAAACAUCAUUAGACUCGACGUCUCAUACCAAUUCGCCGUGGAUUCUCUCCAUGCUGAGACCGCGGCUUAUGAUGGUAUUCGCUUUGGAGGCUUUGGUCACAGCAAGAAGUCAAUCUUUCUAGACGACGAAGAAGUUAUCACGGAUGCGUCAUGGAGCACGGGAGUUUUAGCUCACAAUGUUACCAAGAAAGUCAUAUUCAACUUGGUCAUCAACACGACAGAAAGAAAGCUAGGGCCUUUUGGUACUGGGGGUGAUGAGAUUAAAGAAACUGGAGAGAAGCAAACCUUUCAAGUUCCCGAGAAGAUGAAAGUGUAUGGUCUUGUUGACGCGGCUGGGAAAUACAUCGAGCAUCGAGGGGACGUUAUCAUGGAGAGUGGGAGGUUCAUCUCGGACCUUAAGUUCAUUGUUGGCCCUGCAGAAUAG
Fusarium musae is the source of this 1155-nucleotide messenger RNA. RefSeq lists its product as uncharacterized. NCBI's taxonomy places the organism in Eukaryota, Fungi, Ascomycota, Sordariomycetes, Hypocreales, Nectriaceae. Bases 1 to 1155 code for a protein of 384 amino acids. The transcript has a single exon. The record is from RefSeq and is a predicted model, not a curated record.